Molecule: messenger RNA, 4684 nt
Organism: Ooceraea biroi (clonal raider ant)
Lineage: Eukaryota; Metazoa; Arthropoda; Insecta; Hymenoptera; Formicidae
Gene: Afti
Product: aftiphilin
Biological process (GO): intracellular transport
Cellular component (GO): trans-Golgi network membrane; AP-1 adaptor complex
Molecular function (GO): clathrin binding
Source: RefSeq, a predicted model, not a curated record
AUCGUGAUCGUCGCGCACGGACGACCCAACGCACGGCCGUGAUAAUUACCGAGGCCGUCGCGCCCGUACACACGGCACACAACGCCAUAAUGAUCGCCAGGAUGACGAACGCGAGGUAGAGUUGUGCGAACGGCCGCUCCCGGGAUCACGGGGCAGAAUACGGAAGAAUCAUGGCUUUUCCGCCUUUAGUCAGCUCCACGCCUCCGCCCUUGGACAACUUCGGAGAGUCCGACGAGGACGAAUUCGGAGACUUCACGGCCGGCGGAAUAGAUGGCUUAUCGGUUUCAUCAGAAUCCCCGCAGAAACUCAUCACUCCGAUACAAACACCAAUAGCAUCACAGAACGUAUCUCCUAGGAUAAACGGUGUUAGCGAGUCGCCAGUAUUGGAUAGUUGUCCGAAAAGAAGCGAAGCCUUGAAACGUAGCGCCAUCGACGACCUGUUGAUCGUCGAGAAGGCAGAAGAGGGCAACGUGAGCCGCAUCAGAUUGAAAGAUAAUAGAACAGACAACAGUAGUGUAUUGGAGAAUAACAUUGAGAACGCUAGUGUAACAGAACGCAGUGUAUUAGAUUCACCUAGGACCGGCGAGCCGCGUAAUGUCGAGAUUAGCGAUAGCGUCGAUCACGUUUGUACUCAGAAUGUUUUAGCUAAGGAGGAUCUUGUUGAUACGGAUGUAAUUAGUAGCAACAAUAGUAGUUUAGCCGAUAGUGUAAAGACGGUCAGUGAGCAGGAGGGGACGUCGAACGACGAGGUGGAGCCAGCGAGCCUGGACUUGGACGACCCCGCGAGCACGCCGGACAUCCUGCAGCAACUCGACGACGAUUUUUAUAAUUACGAACAGUUCAAGGAUCCUAACGAGUGUGACAAUGUGGUUUGUGAUACGGAAACGGAUGCAACGGUCCUGCAGACGGACUACUUAAGCGACAGCAAGCCUAAUUCCGUGGACGCGGAAUGCGACGUGACGGACGAGGAGCGGCAGAUUUACACGUCAUACGGCAAAAGCGAUAGCUGCGUCGACGUUGUGAACGAUACAUCCGGCUUCAUUCACGACGAAAGGACGAUUUCCGAUUUUGUUAGCCCCGAGAAACUGCACAGCACCGAGGUUUUCGGUGCGCCGGACUGCGAAUUCAGUAUUCAAUCGAAAUAUAUAGAAAUGUACGACGUGAUAUCUAACGAGGCGAGUAACGAGAAAUCGAGUAACGCCUUGCGCGAUUCGUUCAGCUUUGACUUUACCUUCGACGAUGCUGACGUGAGAGUGGAAUCAAAUCUAGAUACGUCCGUACACAGGAGCGAGGACAGCUACUUGGAAGAAUCCAGCAUGCGAAACGACGCAAGUACUCUCCCCAAUCAUUUCCGCAGUAUAGCCGAUGUAAAAAGUAUCGUACAAUCAAAAGAGAGCGAAUACGUAGCCGUAGAUACGCAGAAUCAAAUCGUCCAAGAGGCGGAUACGAAUGGAGAGAUCGAGGAGAGGGGAAUUGAUAACGAAGGAACGUGCGAGCGGCACAUUCUCGAAAAUGGCUUCGACGAGCACGAUCUCGAUAACUCCGACUUUACAGAAUUUAUGGAGCACAGAAAUUCCGACGACGUGUCAGAGUUGACAAGUAGCUACGAUCCGGUAUCCAUUAAUAGUAAAUGUGAAACAGUACAAAUUCAUGAUUCACACGCAUCAUUUUCAUCAUCCGAUACGACCUCUGUACAAAAGUUCUCGUCAAUCGAAGGCGCUUCACUGCCAUGUACCAAUACAUCCCACGACUGCUUAAAAGAUAACGUUAAUCUUACGAGUACCGCGAGCAAAGAAUGUGCCACAAAAUACAAAAGCGAGAAUUCGGUAGUAUACUUUAGCGACGGCGAGUUUUAUGAUUUCGAUCUGCGUGAUAUCGAGCCAGUGGAAAACAACAGGAUAGAAGAAAACAGUUAUUCCGUAUUCGACGCUGAGCAAGAGGAGGACGACGAUUUUGGUGAUUUUACUAACUUUUCGGGCACGACGACAGAGUGGAAGUUUGAGGAUGUCAAGGAACCGAAGGUAUCCGGGGACGACGAUGAUUUCGGGGACUUUAGCAAUUUCGAAACGUCAAUGGGUGUAGUAGAGACACAGCAGUUUAGUUUGAGAGAAUCUAUAAGUCGGAUAGAGAACAAGAAUGCCGCGAAUAAGAUAGAAGACAUAAUAACGAACAUGUUUCCCGCGAUUCCUGAGCAACGCGAGGUCGAAUUAAAGACCUUAAUAGACAAGGCGGACAAAGUCUGGCAAAAUGUGAAGAGCGUGGAGGAAACCAAUGCCCUGACCUAUCAGUGGGCGAAUAGUAGCAGCAACAACGUUCUCCUCAACGCUCUCGGCAUCGAUUCUCGAAACAUCUUGUUCGGCCCGAGGUGGAAUCCAAACGUGCCAAGAUUCGCUGCAAACCUUGGCUUCACCCCGUUGGAACCAAUUAGAGCUACCGCUGAAUCCCAGCAGUCCUCCGCGUCCAACGUCAGCAAGAUGCAGGGCGCAGCUUGUUCGGACGAAGUCCCCGCCGCUCAAUUUGAUUGGAAUAGCUCUGGCCUUGUAAACCCUCUAGAUGCUAGUGGUGGUGGGUUGUCCGCUCUUCUGCCUCUGGACUUGCUGUGUCCGUUUGAUCCUCUACUAACACCUCACUGCUCCACACAUUCCGAAUCCUAUCAUCAGUCUUGCACAUCGAGCUCCGUUUAUUACUAUUGCUCGGAGGCAGUUGCUCAAGAAGCAAGCAGUCAAUCCAUGAAAUCGCAAAACUUAUCCGAUCUCAACGGUUCGCUGAAGCAACCAAAACUGUCUCAGGCUAAGAUAAUUGAGCCAUUGCCGGGGCCCUGUACAGUGGAAUGGAGGAAGAAACCCGAGCAAGAUUUCGGGGCUAAGCAGAGAGGCAAUUCGUCGCACAAGUCGCUGCGAAGCGCUCCACCGAACAGCAACAAGUCGAUUUCAGCAAACAAUAAUGCCUCGAGGGUACACGAAUAUCACAGGAAGACGUCGAUAGGUAAGAAAGAGAACGUGCAAGGUGGGGAGCACGUGGUGAUGGACCGUUUCGGGCGGCCGAUCAGCGUGCAAGCCGAGACGGUGAAGGUCCUGAAUCAGUUACCAGACCUGUCGUUCCUGAAUGCGCGAACUCUGCUGUUCAAUCGCGAACAGCGGCAGAUCGUGCCGGAUCUGGGCGCGAUGAUAAAUCGGAAGAUGCCCGGCUGAGUAACAUCGGUCUGAAUGCGAGUUUGAAAGGGCAACGCGAGAGGCGCCUCCUUUUAGAGAACCUGUUGCGAGCUGGACGUUUUCUAAUGCAACCCACACAAUCAAAAACGUACUUCUGCCUACCUUUCAAACCUGUGUUCAGACCAACCUCUGAUCCAACCUCGGCUCUUCCACAUCAGAGAUGGACAACAAGAAGGGAGAAGCGUGUGUUACGCAAGAUACCUACUAUUAAAUCUAUUCUCGCUUGCUGGCACCGAGCAAUGUACUAUUACGACAUUCCGAACCAUCAUUGUUUUGUGAUUCUUCGUAGCGCUAUUACUGUUAUUGAUCCUUUGAAAGAAGUAUUUACUUUGUUGCGCGGUACGUGAUAAUUUAAUGUUACACUUACCGUUUCCCGCGAGACUCACGUCGCGUAAGUUUAUAUUCUGUUAGCUCAACGGUCGCGUAGUCUUCAUUGCAGAAGAACGGUAGUUCCGCGUCCAUUACAUUAGAUAGAUUUAAGAACUCGUAUUCGGCCAUGUUCUAGUCUACGUGCGGUUUUCACUGAUAAGUUUUAUAAUAUAAUUAGGAGAUUCGUUUCGGGUGUAUACUCCCUCGAUGAUGUUUGCGGGCGAUUGAACAGUUUUACAAGUAUAUCCGUUAAAUUCGAAAUUUCUCUUACCAACGUUCUGGGACUACUCUUAGACGAGCAGAUUCGACUAUUGAAACGCGAAAUAUUAUCUACACUUCAUACGACGUUCGUCUGUUCCAACUUGAAGCAAUCGUACAUACGAGUAUAUUUCCAAUCGCAUAGACGAGAGAACACACUUAACCGUUCGAAGUAAAAACUAUAUGCUAAUCAUAUGGUAAGUCAAUUACAUCGUAGAUUGACGAGAGAGAAGAUUGAUAUUCACAAUGAAACCGCCGAGUGAUGUCAAGUGUAUCAAACUCGCUUGAUGCUUUAUUGCACAUUUUCGAUUUCUACUGUGAAACGUGAUGUACUUAAUUAAUGUAAAUCUUGGCAUUUGCAUAUUGAUGAUUAGAUCAUUUAUUAUGAGAUAUACGAUAAACAUUACCAUUAUCGAGUUCGUUAUUUAUUAAUGAUAAUAUUGUAAUAUAUAUUUUAUGUAAAAUAUUUUGUGGAUAAUAUUAACACAUAGGCAAUCUUUGACGACCGAAUUGUUGUUUGUUACUUCACUUUUUAUCAUUUAUCAUCCACGAAGUUGCUUCUCGCGAUUUUCAAGACCAUCAAUCUUUUCCCCGGACUCUCGAGUGCAAUCUGUUGUAUAGAAAAUAUUUUAAUCAUUGAAGAAUCCGAUAUCUCUAAAUUUGUGUCUAAAUAUAAAAAAAGAUUUCAAGACGCUCGAAGUAAAUUAUGGUAACCAGUCAUAAUUCUUUUGAUUAAAAUAUUUUUAAGAAAAUUAUUUAUUAUUUGUUAUCAUGCAUUCGAUUACACACGUUUUGUAAAAUAUAUUCUCAAUCAAUGUGUAAAUAUAUUAAUUCAUUAUGUUAAA